Sitophilus oryzae (rice weevil) is the source of this 4071-nucleotide messenger RNA. Its product is annotated as lysosomal alpha-glucosidase-like. NCBI's taxonomy places the organism in Eukaryota, Metazoa, Arthropoda, Insecta, Coleoptera, Curculionidae. Bases 353 to 3406 code for a protein of 1017 amino acids. Gene Ontology annotation, biological process: carbohydrate metabolic process. The transcript has 16 exons. The record is from RefSeq and is a predicted model, not a curated record. Gene Ontology annotation, molecular function: alpha-1,4-glucosidase activity; carbohydrate binding.
UUGUUUAUAAUUACGUAGAAUAAAUAAUAAAGUUUAUAUAUUUUGUUAUUAUUUAUUAGAAAAGUCGGAGACGGUAUAAUUUUUGCAGUAACAUAAAAUUUACAAUAAAUAAUUUAAAAGUACUUUUCAGACUGAAAAAUAUCAUUUUUGAUCAUACAAAAGAAUAUUAUAUGGUAAAUAAUUUUGCUUAUAAAAAAAACAAGUACAAAAUUAUUAGUGAUAAGUGUGCCGUUGAACUUCAGCUUUAGAAUGAGUGUUAUCAUCUUUUAACAUAUUUUAUCUGACUGUUUUGAAUCGCUGUUGUACUUGAAAAACCGAGUAUAUAUAGUCGUCUCAUUAGCUGUUCAGGGCUAUGAAGAUACGUAAUAUUAUAUCGUCUUUUCGGGCGAAUAGAGGGAGGAAGUUAACCCUGUCUAAUUCAGUGAGUUUUGAAGAUUUUUGUAACGAAGUACCCCCGGAGCGCUACCCGAGACUAAAGGAAUCUUCCUUGAACAGUUCUUUUGAUAUUUCUCCAGUAAAAGAUAGACCCACUAAUUACGAAAGAUUUGCUCGUGACGAAGAUAUGGAGUUUACAUCUUCCCGUCCCAGCUUAGCAACUGUGUUGCUUUUUAUAAUUCUUUCGGCUGUGUUUUUGAUCCUUCCAAUUAUAUAUCUACUCAAUUGUUUUGAUAUUAUCUAUGAACACCAGAACAUCAAGCACAACCCCAUUUUGUCUCCAGAUUCUUCUGAACUGAAUACAGAGGUUCAGGAUGCUGCUCAACUCAGCAAACCCAUAUCCUUACCAUCGCCACCAGCUCCAGAUUAUGAUCAGUGUGGUUUGACAGCACAUGAUUAUAGAUUUGAUUGCUAUCCAGAAGGCGGUGCCGAUCAAAACAGUUGUGAAGCAAGGGGCUGUUGCUGGCUGUCAACUGAAACAAAAGCCAGAGCCAAGAACACAUCUAAAAUCCGGCAAAAUAUUGCGAUGCCUUACUGUUUUUAUCCACCAAACUAUAACACUUAUAAGUUUGUAAAUGUGAGUGAAACAGCAUUUGGUUUGGUGGCUUAUCUGCAAAGGUCUUACCAAAGCGGAUAUCCAAAUGAUGUAGAAGUUAUUCAGUUGAUAGUUAAAUAUGAAACUGAGAAUAGACUACAUAUUAAGAUUGUUGAUCCACUAAACAUCAGAUACGAGCCAGCAUAUCCUGAACUACCUAUAGUAGACACUGCUGCUGAAAAUUUGAACUAUAUCUUUGAGUUGGACACGUUUAAAGCUGGAUUUAAAGUUGUACGAAAAUCAGACAAUGCUACACUAUUUGAUGCCAACAAUUUUCUUAACUUUAUUUAUGCCGAUCAGUUCUUACAAAUUAGUAGUAAUCUUCCUUCGAAGUAUGUCUACGGCAUAGGAGAGCACACUUCAACUUUGCUUUUGGAUGUUGGAUGGAGCAGAUUUACACAGUGGAAUCACGAUGCUCCACCAAGUGAGAAUCUAAAUCUGUAUGGAGCUCACUCAUUCUACCUUGGAAUGGAGAAUUCAAGCAACAGUCAUGGAGUAUUUUUGUUUAAUAGUAAUGGACAAGAUAUUCUGCUCCAACCUGCACCCGCCAUCACUUUCCGCGCUAUCGGUGGUGUGUUAGACUUCUACUUCUUCUUGGGUCCAACCCCCUCUGACGUCAUUGAACAAUACACCGAUCUGAUUGGCAGGCCUUACAUGCCGCCCUUCUGGGGUCUUGGUUUCCAUCUGUGCAAGUACGGAAUUAAGACGCUCAACGCAACUAGGGAAACUAUGGAGAAAAAUAUCGCUGCUGGUGUACCUUUGGACACGCAAUGGAACGAUUUGGACUACAUGAACGCGAACAAAGAUUUCACCUACGACAAGGACGCUUUCAACGGUUUACCCGAGUUCGUAGAGGACCUUCAUAAAAGAGGAAUGCAUUACAUCCCAUUGAUAGACCCUGGUGUGAGUGGCAGCGAAGAGGCUGGUACCUAUCCUCCCUACGAUGAGGGAAUUAAAUUGGACAUUUUCGUACAGAACAGUUCAGGACAGACAUUCAUAGGAAAGGUAUGGAACAGAGAGUCUACCGUUUGGCCCGACUUCACCGACCCCAACACAGUGGACUACUGGACCCUGAUGUUGAAGAACUUCCACGACGAGGUGGCUUUUGACGGCGCCUGGAUCGACAUGAACGAACCCUCCAACUUCCUCUCGGGAACGGCCGACGGUUGUCCCGAGUCCACGCUGGAGAAUCCGCCCUACUUGCCCGCGGUAGACGGGGGCGUGUUGUACUACAAGACGUUGUGCAUGACGGCCAAACAGAAGGCUGGUCUGCAUUACAAUGUGCAUAAUUUGUACGGGUUCACUGAGGCGAUAAUUACGAGCUUUGCUAUGGCUGAAAUUAGAGGUAAAAGACCUAUGGUCAUUUCGAGAUCCACCUUUGCCGGUCAUGGACACUACGCUGGACACUGGAGUGGAGAUGUAUUUUCCACUUGGGACGGUUUGAGACAAAGCAUUCCCCAUCUUCUCAGCUUCAGUUUGUACGGUAUUCCUCUGAUGGGAGCGGAUAUUUGCGGAUUCAAUUACAACACCACUGUCGCCCUCUGCAAUAGGUGGCAACAGCUGGGCGCCUUUUAUCCGUUCUCUAGAAACCACAAUACCGACGACGGCAUUCCUCAAGAUCCCGUCUCUAUGGGAGAAUUGGUAGUUAAAUCGACCAUCAAAGCUCUGACAGUUCGUUACGAACUACUACCCUAUUUAUACAGUCUGUUCUACAGGGCACACGUUGAUGGAGAUACAGUAGCCAGACCUUUGUUCUUCGAAUUUCCCAAAGACCAAAAUACUUGGACAGUCGACACUGAAUUCUUGUGGGGUGGUGGACUUUUGAUAGUUCCUGUAUUAGAGAUUGAUGCUACUUCUGUAGUAGGGUACUUACCUGAGGGCAUCUGGUACAACUAUUACACCAACAACUCUACUCAGAGCAAAGGAGAAAAUGUAACUUUGGAUGCUCCUUUGGACACUAUCCCUGUCCUAGUGCGUGGAGGUUACAUUCUACCUCAACAAGAUGCUAAACAGACCACUACAGCUUCUAGAAAAACUAAAUUGAAGCUGCUUGUGGCUUCCAAUGAAGACGGAGAAGCUUCGGGAGAACUUUUCUGGGAUGACGGAGAUUCUUUGAACACGAUCGAAGAAAAACUCUACACUCUCGUACAGUUUAAUCUGCAAAAUGGAACGUUAAGCAGCGAGACCGUUCAAUGGACUGGCGAAGAACCUCCUCACUUGGGAGCAAUUACUGUACUGGGUGUUCAGAAGCCAGUAUCGUUAGUAAAAAUAAACAACUUAUCGGUGAAUUUUAAAUUUGACACAAUUAAUAAGUAUUUGCUCAUUGACGAGCUUGAUAUAUCCUUGGAGCAAUCUUUGGUGGUAACAUGGAAUUAAGACAAGACAACCAAACUUAUACGUCCGUUACAAUUUACCUAUUAAGUUUAAAAUCGUUACCUUCAUAUGUAUAUUUAGGGAGUUAAGAUUUUUUGAGACUUUUUUUUUACCAAAGUUGGUGCAAGUUUGUUUUGUUCGGUAAACCAAAUAUGGAUAAAAAAAUAUUUUUUUGAGGAUUACUCUGUGAUAAUUUUACUCUGAAAAGUUUGUUACUUUUUUACUAAGUAAUAUUCAUUUUAAUUGAUGUGCCAAAAAUAGAAAAGAUGCCAUAUUAGAUAAAGUAUCUAACUUCCUGUUAGUUGUUUUUAAAAUUACUACUUAAAUAUAUACAAUAAGUUUUAAAAAUGGGCAUUACGUUUGAAGUUAUCUUCAAAAGCUUUAAAGUGAUAUGUACUAUAGGGUGCACCAAAAGAAAUAAAUAUUUUUUUCUAUAAACGUCAAAAAAUGACAAGGUUCGCGAAUUGAUGGCAAUGUGCGAAGUGACACUUUUUUUCAUUUUCCUACGUUACCAUUACACGGUGCGCGAAAUAAUGCGCGAAAUGCCUAUUUCGCACACUGCAUGUAAAUUAUAUGAAUUUUGGAAUUUUGAAAAUGAAUUGAUUGAUUUCUUCACGAGUUAAAACCUUGGAUUUCUUAGGAUGACGGUGUCCAACCGACAGUUUUUU